Falco peregrinus (peregrine falcon) is the source of this 3237-nucleotide messenger RNA. It is a transcript of the gene ACAA1, whose product is annotated as acetyl-CoA acyltransferase 1. The coding region runs from base 27 to 1340 and encodes 437 amino acids. Gene Ontology annotation, molecular function: acetyl-CoA C-acyltransferase activity. The record is from RefSeq and is a predicted model, not a curated record. Gene Ontology annotation, cellular component: peroxisome. The transcript is spliced from 12 exons. Lineage: Eukaryota; Metazoa; Chordata; Aves; Falconiformes; Falconidae. Gene Ontology annotation, biological process: phenylacetate catabolic process; fatty acid beta-oxidation.
GUUCGCGGGGGGGCGGCGGUGACAAGAUGGCGGCGGGGCCGGGCGCGCCGCUGCGGCGGGUGCAGCUGGUGCUGGGGCACCUCGCCCCCUCCACCCCGGGCCCCGGCACCGGCCUGCGGGCCGCGCCGUGCGGGAGCCGCGCCGGGGCCUCGCCGCGGGCCGCCAGCCCCGACGAUGUGGUGGUGGUGCACGGGCGGAGGACCGCCAUCGGCCGCGCCAAGCGCGGCGCCUUCAAGGAUACUACACCCGAUGAACUGCUCUCCGCCGUUAUGACAGCUGUCCUUCGAGAUGUCAGCCUUCGUCCUGAGGCCCUGGGAGACAUCUGUGUGGGAAACGUGCUGCAGCCUGGAGCUGGCGCUUUGAUUGCAAGAGUUGCACAGUUUCUAAGUGGUAUUCCAGAGACGGUGCCAUGCUCCAGCGUGAACCGGCAAUGCUCCUCCGGGCUACAGGCCAUUAUCAACAUAGCUGGUGGCAUCCGAAAUGGAUCGUAUGACAUUGGCUUGGCCUGUGGGGUGGAAACGAUGUCCCUCAGAAGUGCAAAUAACCCUGGUGAUAUCAGUUCCAGCAUGAUGGAAAACAGCAAAGCUCGAGAUUGUCUUAUUCCUAUGGGAAUAACUUCAGAAAAUGUGGCAGAGAAAUUUGGAGUUUCCCGAAAGAAGCAGGAUGCCUUUGCCUUGGCUUCCCAGCAAAAAGCAGCAAAAGCUCAGCAGAUGGGACUGUUUAAAACUGAGAUUGUUCCAGUGAAGACCACUGUUCUUGAUAAUCAGGGCAAGCAAAAAACAAUCACUGUGGACCAAGAUGAAGGGAUUAGGCCCUCCACGACGCUGGAAGGCUUGGCAAAGCUGAAGCCUGCCUUCAAAGAGGAUGGGAGCACUACAGCAGGUAAUGCCAGCCAGGUGAGCGAUGGAGCAGCUGCGGUUCUCCUGGCAAAACGCUCAAAAGCAGCACAGCUGGGACUGCCCGUCCUGGGGGUGCUCAGGUCCUUUGCUGUCGUUGGAGUCCCGCCCGAUGUUAUGGGCAUCGGACCAGCCUAUGCAAUCCCUGUUGCUGUGGAAAAGGCGGGUCUGACUCUGAAUGACAUUGAUAUAUAUGAAAUCAAUGAAGCCUUUGCAAGCCAGGCCGUGUACUGUGUUGAAAAGCUGGGCAUUCCCAUGGAGAAGGUCAACCCCCUGGGCGGAGCGAUAGCACUGGGGCACCCACUGGGCUGUACUGGUGCUCGUCAAGUUGUCACUUUGCUCAAUGAAUUGAAGCGCAGAGGGAAAAGAGCAUACGGUGUUGUAUCAAUGUGCAUUGGAACGGGCAUGGGUGCUGCAGCAGUAUUUGAGUACCCAGGGAACUAAACUCCAGCGUGCUGACAAAACAACGCAGCAGCUAAUUCUCUGCCUUCUCUAGUAAUAGCAAAUGAUUUGCACUUUGAAGUCAAGUGGAUUCAGGGAUUUGUUACCACAUCUACAAAUUUUAGGCACAAAUUGUAGAGUAAAUUGUACAGAGCUACUAAGCAGGUGGGAGAAUACAAAACUGGCAAAUGGCAUGCUGACGUGAGAAAUCAGCUGAAAUUCAACUGCAGGCCCUUGUGUGGUGAUGGCGAAUGAGUAUUUCUAAUUUAAUCCAUCUCUCUAUUCUGUGACUAUUAUUAGGGAGUAGUUGUUCAUGGUACUUUUGUAUGACAAACUGGCUAAAAGGGUUGCUCAAAAGAAGAAUGAGUGCACAUCUUUUCCAGGGUUUUCUUAAAAGAUUUCGCCAUCUUGCAAGAAGCUUGUUUUGAAAGCAGUGCAAGACUUCACAUCAUUUCCUUUACAACUGUGUCUGUCCUUUGCAAGUCAUAAAUUGGCUGUGUCUUAGAUUGUCCCUGUGCUGGGAAUGCGCUGGAGCUUCCUACUUUUAACAAGCUGCUCUGAAGCCUCCAGUGGGGGAAAGUGGAAGGACUAGAAUGUAAUUUACACAGGAGGUGCCUGCUAGAGGGCAGGAAUUUGAAAGUGGCCGUUCCAUCUUUUAUAACAUACUUCUAAUUAUCAGCUUGUAUGAUGUUAACUUAGAGACAAGCUUAUGCUUAAUAAUACUUGGCUACCAUAAAACAGAUUUCAGCCUUACUUUUACUGCAAGUACUACCUGAACUACACAUACUACUACAUCUCAGUACUUCAGUGCUAACACAAAUGUGUAUUUAAUCUUGAAAAGUUCUCCCUUACCUGUUCUCUCUGUUAGGAGCAGAAAGAUCACUGAAACUCAGAGCUAAUGGUUUGUAAAAUAAAUGUACACAUAGUCUCUGACAUGUUAGAAAAGUUUAAAUUUGUAAAAGAAAUUCUUGUCCUGGCUCUUGCUUUUGCACUUAAUAGAAUUGGGUUCUUGUGGUGUAUUUGUUUUGUUUUUAUGAUGAUUGUUAGUUGGUCAUGAUUAGUUAGAGCUAUUUGAUACUCUCACAUUGCUGUGCUGUAGCCUGUCUCACUCACCCAGCGAUCAUACAUGCUGUUAUUUUAGAGAAAAGAGAUUAAAUUAUUUAGAGGGACUAAAGAGGUAUUAGCAUCCUCAAGGGUCUUUUUUUUUUUUUCACACUGAGGUUCCUGUGUGUAAAAUGAGUUCUCAGUGCUAGCACAAGUUUGUUUAAGCUAAAGUUAGGGAGAAGGUGGCUAUCAUGCAUCUUUUGUUCCCCUCCAGCAUGGAUUGCAGCCCCCUCCUCCCCACACACACUGCCUUUAACAAAAACCUUUUAUAUUAUGGGAGUGGCUCAGAAGUGGGAAUUUCAGUGACCUUUAGCUAAAGUAAUACUAAAAACAUUUAAAGAGAAGUGUGAGUAAAUGGGAACCAUGUGGGGGGAAAAGAAUUAAAAGGAAGAAGGGUUCCUCCCUCUGUAGCUAAAGGGGAUGUUCUCAAUACCCAAACACGAUGAAACAUGCAGGUUGGUCAUUUUCCAAGGAGUCCAGGGAAAGUUGGCUCUUCCUCUUUUCAUGUAAGGCAUCGAGAAAACAGCCUGGGGAGUGCUGGCCUGUUCACUAAUUCUUGCUUUUAUUAUGUGUCAUUGUCCAUUUUAAUGUCAAACAAAUAAACAAGGCAAAACAAAAGCCACUUUUUAAAGGUACCAGCAGGCUUAACUGUAAUUUGAGGCACACCGAGUUGCAGAAGGUUUUGGCCACAGUGUUACUGUAGCUGCUUUGCAAUUUUAAACCAGUUCUUUGCAGAGCCUUGAUUUGUGGGUAAUGGUAAGCUUACUACAGCAAUAAAAGUAAUAGCACAGAAUGA